This is a messenger RNA of Neltuma alba, 1706 nucleotides long. RefSeq names its product putative glycerol-3-phosphate transporter 5. The record is from RefSeq and is a predicted model, not a curated record. The coding region runs from base 27 to 1508 and encodes 493 amino acids. Gene Ontology annotation, biological process: transmembrane transport. Lineage: Eukaryota; Viridiplantae; Streptophyta; Magnoliopsida; Fabales; Fabaceae. The transcript has 2 exons. Gene Ontology annotation, molecular function: transmembrane transporter activity. Gene Ontology annotation, cellular component: endoplasmic reticulum membrane.
GCAUGGUGGAUCCCCAAUGAAUAGCGAUGCCAUCCCAGCUUUCGAGUCUCGCUCCGGCUUUGACUCUCUUCCCAAGCCUGAAACCCCCUCACAAAACCCUACUUUUUCACCAAAUCUUAGUUCUUGUUAUCACAUUCCUUGCAUAUGCUUCCUUCCAUGCCUCCCGAAAGCCUCCCAGUAUUGUGAAGAGUGUUCUGGGACCGACGAUUAAUUCCAAUUCGACUCAAGGUUCUAUUAUCGGACCCGGCGAAACAGGUUGGCCUCCGUUCAAUGGAGAUAGGGGAACUCACCGGCUUGGCGAGCUGGAUCUCGCUUUUCUUUCUUCCUACGCUGUGGGCAUGUACGUGGCAGGUCAUAUUGGUGAUCGAAUUGAUUUGAGGUUGUUCCUUGUAUUUGGGAUGAUGGGUAGUGGCAUUUUUACCAUACUUUUUGGCUUAGGCUAUUGGUUUGAUAUUCAUGUGUUGGGGUUUUUUAUUGGAGUUCAAAUUAUUUGUGGGUUGUUUCAGUCAAUAGGGUGGCCUUGUGUGGUUGCAGUCGUGGGUAAUUGGUUUGGAAAAUCAAAGCGGGGCUUGAUAAUGGGGAUAUGGAGUUCUCAUACCUCAGUUGGGAACAUCAUUGGUUCGAUUGUUGCCUCUGCAGUGUUAGAAUUCGGAUGGGGUUGGUCCUUUGUGGUGCCUGGACUUCUUAUCAUUUGUAUGGGGAUUCUGGUGUAUGUGUUUCUUGUUGUGAGUCCAGAGGACAUGGGAUUUGUGCAAUCUGCAAGUGAGAUUGAAAUGAAUGUAGAAACAGAUGGAGUAGAGAAUGUGCAAAAAUCGGAAACAGAGGAAGCAAAACUCCUUGAUUCUGAUGAUUCGGAUUCUUCAUCUGCAAUUGGGUUUUUUGAGGCGUGGAAGUUACCUGGGGUGGCUGCAUUUGCCUUUUGUCUCUUUUUCUCUAAGCUGGUUGCUUACACUUUUCUCUAUUGGUUGCCCUUCUACAUUAGGCACACAGCUGUUGCGGGUGUGCAUUUGUCUAAAAAAUCUGCUGGAAUACUUUCAACAAUAUUUGACGUUGGAGGAGUUCUUGGUGGAGUUAUGGCUGGCUUCAUUUCUGACAUGAUUGAAGCUCGGGCCGUUACUUCUAUCAUAUUCUUGUUCCUAUCAAUUCCAAUGCUGGUUCUCUACCGGCUUUAUGGGAGCCUCUCUAUGUUGAUCAACAUUGCGUUGAUGUUCCUUUCGGGCUUUUUGGUGAAUGGUCCGUAUGCACUAAUCACAACUGCUGUGGCAGCUGAUCUUGGUACACAGACGUUGAAUCAAGGGAAUUCACGAGCACUGGCAACUGUGACUGCAAUCAUUGACGGUACUGGUUCUGUUGGAGCCGCUCUUGGGCCACUCUUGGCAGGGUAUAUUUCUACUAGGGGAUGGAACAGUGUCUUCUUUAUGCUAAUUCUGUCUAUUUUCCUUGCUGGCUUGUUCCUAGUUCGUGUGGCAAGAACUGAGAUCAGAGAUAAGAUGAAUGCAAUAAAGUGAUUUUGGAAAUAGAAUGGUAGAAAUACAUUUUUGUUAAUUUAGGCCAGGGAUGCCAUUGGUGUUUUAUAUGUUAGAGAAGUCACAGGAUAUGAAAUACAGAUGAGAUCAUUAUCAUUCAACUUUGUAUUAUUUACUCAUUCUUUGUUCACUGAUACAGAAUAUAUAAUAUUGGUUGAUUUUGUUUUUUAAGAGAGAUAA